Molecule: messenger RNA, 4205 nt
Organism: Megalops cyprinoides (Indo-Pacific tarpon)
Lineage: Eukaryota; Metazoa; Chordata; Actinopteri; Elopiformes; Megalopidae
Product: seizure protein 6 homolog
Exons: 19
Coding region: 540-3293 (917 amino acids)
Biological process (GO): synapse maturation
Cellular component (GO): endoplasmic reticulum; neuronal cell body
Source: RefSeq, a predicted model, not a curated record
UUGAUACCACUGGAUGGAGACAAAAAGCUUUGCCAAGUCAGACAGACGGAAAACCUUUCAAUAUUGUCACACAACGUGUCUGGCAUUAUAUCGAAGGAACUGCUGGCUGCGUUGAUACCACCCACCCACUCGUGCGUUUCAGGGCCUAGAAUCCGAGAUAGACAAAUGGACGGGUGAACACAGAAAGGGGGGAUAGGAAGAAAAAGAACGGGGCACAUUUUCCAUCACAGGAGGGGAUAGAUUGUUUGACUUGCUUCAUUGCUGAUUUAAAAAUCCUUGCCUGUGUAAUUCCAAUGUAUAAAGAAUGGGAGAUGAAAAGGAGGGAUGUAUUAUUCUAUAUUAUUGAGGCUUAGCUACAUUAUUUUGAAGAGGGGUUAAGAGAAAUAAAAUAGGGUGCUAGGUGGUGCAAAACGGUAGAGACCGUUAUACUUUCCGAUUGGGAAAUUCAAAAACGAGAACAGCAUAGGGAAAACGGGUUGUAAGAGAGAGGGAGGUGGUCAUUACAGCGUCAGGUCUCAGUCCCUCUUACACUUUAAGUCAUGGUGUUCACAGUCCUUAUUGUGGCGUUGUGUGCCACCCUCCAGCAUCUGGCUACAGGUUUGACCUUCACCCCAGAUGAACUUAGAGAGGAUGAAUUACAGGUAACCCCUGAAUCCCCACAGCACCAGUCCUCCCACUCCCCAACCUCUGUCCCACCAACCACUGUUGGAAGGAUACGAGCCACGCUGCUUAGUAAAGAAUACCUUGGGCGAGCCCCACUCUAUACUGGCACAACCACCAAUCCCACACAAGCUGCCCCUCCUGUCCACCAGUCAAAGCCCACAUCAAUCAUGAUGUCACCCGGAGUGCUCACCACAGUUGUGACUUCAUCAGCGGGAGCAACCCUGGUUGGACAGCCUGGAGCAGGACUGUCGGCAGGAGACUCUGCUCUUUUUGGAGUGACAUCAUCACCUCUAGAGGAGGAAACCACAACAACGCUGAUCACCACGACAACCAUAACCACAGUGCACACACCUGUGCUAUGCAAUGCCAGCCUCUCAGGAAUGGAGGGAAUAGUACAGUCACCAGACCUUGACUCCUCUUCCUCAUCCCUCUAUCAUCCUUUGGAAUGCAUUUACAGCAUCACUGUCUACACUGGCUAUGGAGUGGAGAUUCAGGUGAAGAAGGUGAAUCUCUCCAAAGAAGAAUCUCUGACCAUCCUCGGGCUAGGUGGGGUGGGUCCAGUGCUUCUUGCAAAUGAAACAUUGAUGAGUGAGGGUCAGGUGAUUCGCAGCUCGACCAAUCAGGUGCAGAUUCACUAUCGCAGCCUCCAGCCAACCUAUCACGGUGUCUUCAGCCUGUAUUACCAAGCCUUCCUCCUGUCCUGCACAUUCCCUCAUUCCCCUGAGGGAGGUGGUGUGACAGUGACUGACCUUCACCCCGGGGGCCAAGCCCAUUUUUACUGUGAGCACGGCUUCCAGAUCAGGGGUCACGAGUUGGCCACCUGCCUUAACUCCACCCAACCUCACUGGAGCUCUACCGCACCUCAGUGUGUUGCUGUGUCAUGCGGAGGAUGGAUCCGGAAUGCUACCGUGGGUCGAAUCCUCUCUCCUUCACCUCCUGGUGGAAACCAUAGCACCAGCAACAACCUUAGCUGCCAUUGGCUGAUAGAGGCCAGGGAGGGGCACAGGCUCCACCUCCAUUUUGAGAGAGUUGCCCUGGAUGAGGACAAUGAUAGGUUUAUAGUGCGGAGUGGGAACAGCUCUGUCUCUCCCCUGCAGUUUGACUCUGACUUGGAUGACAUCCCGGAGCGAGGGAUCCUGAGUGAGGGAUCGUCUCUCUACCUGGAACUGACAGCAGACUCCACUACCAUACCUCUACUGCUGGCUCUGCGAUAUGAAGCCUUUGAUGGGGAGCGCUGCUACGAGCCCUUCCUGCCCCAUGGGAACUUCAGCACCACCGAUGUCACCUUCUCCCUUGGGACUGUUGUGACCUUCUCUUGCUCCCCUGGAUUCAUCAUGGAGCAGGGUUCAGGGGUCAUUGAGUGCGUUGACCCCAGUGACCCCCACUGGAAUGAGACCGAGCCAACAUGUCGAGCUCUGUGUGGGGGGGAGCUGACCGAUCCCACGGGAACAGUGCUGUCUCCUGAAUGGCCCCAGAGCUACUCCAAAGGCCAAGACUGUGUCUGGCAGAUUCGCGUCAAAGAGGACAAGUGCAUUGAGCUUGACGUCCAGAUUCUGAAUAUCCGUCGUAGAGAUGUCUUAACCAUAUACGAUGGUCAUGAUGUCACCUCUCAUGUGAUUGGCCAGUAUCUUGGGUCACGGGAACGUUUCCAGCUUGAGUCAUGGGGCUCAGAGGUUACAAUUCAGUUCCAGAGUGACCCGGAUGAUUCCUCUUUCAUUCUCAGCCAAGGGUUCCUCAUUCAUUACCGUGAGGUGGAUCGCAACAACACAUGUCCUCCACUGCCUCCAAUUGAAUUUGGCUGGAAAAGCUCCUCUAGCCCCUCCCUCGGAAGGGGAAGUGUGAUGACCUAUCUGUGUCAGCCUGGGUAUGACAUAGUUGGCUCUGACAUCAUCACCUGCCAAUGGGAUCUCUCCUGGAGCAGUAGCCCUCCCACUUGUCAGAAAGUCCAGCAGUGUUCAGAUCCAGGGGAAAUGACAAACGGGGUACGCUCAGUGCGACCAGAGUCUGGGUUUCCCGUGGGCUCAGUGGUGCGUUACACCUGCAACCAGGGCUACCAGCUGGAGGGGCCCGGUCAGAUCUCCUGCCGUGCACGGGACAAAGCCAUCCCAAAGUGGAGUGACCACAGUCCCAAGUGUGUCUUGAAGUAUGACCCAUGUCCAAACCCAGGUGUGCCUGACAAUGGCUAUCAGACCCUUUACAAGCACAUCUACCAGGCAGGGGAGUCUCUUCGCUUCUUCUGUUAUGAGGGUUAUGAGCUAAUAGGGGAGGUCACCAUCACCUGCCUACCUGGACACCCGUCUCAAUGGAACAGCCCACCACCCUUCUGCAAAGUGGCAUAUGAGGAAUUAUUGGAUGAUCACAAGUUGGAAGUUUCCAGGACAACAGACCCCUCCAAACAAAUGGAAGGGGAGAAAAUUGCGCUGGCAAUCUUCCUGCCCAUAAUCCUGGUUAUUUUCCUGAUUGGAGGAAUAUACCUAUAUUACACUAAUGUGUGCAGACUCCAGUGGAAGUCUUUGUUUUGGAAGUCGCUGUCUCACACCCACUCCUACAGCCCCAUCACUGUGGAGUCAGACUUCAACAACCCUCUGUACGAGGCUGGGGACACACGAGAAUAUGAAGUGUCCAUCUGAAUGGGAUAAACCCUGAUAUAAUGAGGAGAAAGGAGAUGGAAAAAAGAAAGGGGGUGCUUUUUUUCUUCCUGUCAAAUACUAUGAUUCCCUUACCACCCCAGUCUCUCCAUCCUUUUCACUCUCUCUAUCUGAAUCUUUAUAUUUACCUGUAACACAGCUCUGUUUGUGUUUGUUUGUCUGUCUGUAUUUGUCCUUUUGUCAGUUUCUCUGUCUGGCCAUCUGUCUGAGGUCAGCCUUGGUUUUUUGUCUAUGUAUCUGUAACUUUGCUAGUCCAUUGGUCUGUGUGUGACUGCCUGUAGGAAAUGUUUUUGGUUUCAGAUAUUUUAUAUCUAUAGUUAGGACUCUGGUGCCUUAGAGAGAGCGAAAAGGAAGCAAAAGACAGAGACAGAGAAUGGGUGGAAAAAGAAGGAAGGGAGGCAAGAUCACAGAAAUGACCUGAAAGACAGAAUAAAAUAGAGAGACCAACAGACACAAACAGAGAAACAGACAUGCUCACAUGAACAUGAAUACACACACACUAGAACAAAUUGAAUGUAAAUAUUUUGAUUGAAUAUUAAAGCUUAUGUAUGUACUAAUCCAGUGCCAAAAGACAAAAUCCCAUAAUGUGAUGUCACUUCAUGCUGCACCCCUUUUGCCUUUGUAAUCCCUCCAUCAAAUUUAAAGGAAAGAAGAAAGGACAAUGGUGCAUUUUGUUCUUGGUAGUUUCUUUAUUAUAAUUCUGCUCUCUCACUUGGUCUAACAUCUGUUAUGAUAUCAAAACAGAGGGAGAGGAGCAGAAUGUCUUCAUAUUUAAAGCACGCAAUGAUUGUAUAUUUUAUUGCUUCUACCAUUAUAAUAAUUAUUCUUGAUCAAUACUUGAUUAUGGUUAACAAUGAUUAUUAUUGUUAUUAAUGCUGUUGAUGUUGUUGUGGA